GAGGGGGAGGGAAAUAGAAGUGGCCGAGACGCGAGUGUGAGCUCCACGUGUCGCGGAUUAGCGGCGCGGUGAUUUUCAAGUUUUACGCAGCGGGACUCAUGACGUGAUAACGAGGGCUGAACUGACCUCCGAAGAGCCGAUAACUAAGCAGAUUUGGGUCAGUUACUGAUCAAGCCCCUCCUAAAGAAGGCCGGUGGUGGCGAACUGGCAUCCUCACUUUGUUGCCGCCCCUAGCUAAUGUUAUUUAGCGCCGUCUAGCUCUCUGCAGCCGCUGUCCGUGAGAAAUCAUCCCCGCCGCCUGCUCUGGAUGAAUAGUGCGGCAGAUCCUGACAUGAUUAAGGAAAACCGGUGGAAUAUACCCCCCAAUGCCCCGGCAUGCAUGGAAAAGCAUCUGGACGCGGUGCAGUACAGGGCAGAUGGCACGAUGCUGCUUGGGGCUUCCAGUCUCUCUGGGAGGUGCUGGCUCGGGUCUGUCUGGAUAUACAGUGAUCCCAAGCAGGCCCCCAAUGAAGGAUUCUGCAAAGCUGGCGUGCAAACCGAGGCCGGUGUCACCGAUGUCAAAUGGGUGUCUGAAAGGGGUGUUCUUGUGGCAUCUGACUCAGGUGCCUUGGAGCUAUGGGAACUGGCAGAGGAUGAGCGGCUGCUGGUAAAUCGCUUCACCAAACAUGAGCAUGACCACAUUGUCACCACCGUGAGCCCCAUCACUGGAGCAAGCAGUGCCGUCACGGGCAGCAUGGACUGCAGAAUCAAAGUCUGGGAUCUUAGUCAGGAGACAGUGGUCAGCACAUACCACGCGCAUACAAAGCCACUCAACUGUGUGUCCUGCAGCCCAAUAGAUGAUUCUCUUUUCCUCUCCUGUGGCCAGGAUGGCCGUCUGCUGUUGUGGGACAGGAGGAAGCCAUCCAAGCCAGCUUCACGAAUUAAUGUUGAAUCCCCCUGCUGCUCCCCUACCUCUGUGGCUUGGCACCCUCACCACAGGAGCAUCAUCUCAUACGGUGACGAGCUGGGCAGAGUGACGGUGAGGGACUUCCAGGGAACAGAGCCAGCUCAAACACAGAAUAUCCACAACUGCAGAAUCAGUGGCCUGGCCUUCUCCACACACAGUGCCCCCCUACUAGCCUCCAUCAGUGAUGACUGUUCCCUCGCCGUGAUGAACAGCGAACUUAGAGAAAUAUACAGAGACCGACAACACCAGGACUUCAUCAAGGGUAUAUCCUGGCUCCCAGGUAGCUCUGACUCCCUUACAACGGUUGGCUGGGAUCACCAAGUACUCCACCACACGGUGGGCCAGGCUACAGGCGCUCCCACCAUCUAACCCGUAGAGCCAACGGCUGUGAACAGAGCUGCUGAUCGAAUGUUUUGGAACAAGCUUUGGGCAACUAAACUAAUAUAAUCUGUUGAGCAACGUGGUCCACAGAGGCAGUGCUUUGAAAAUAUGCAAAGACUCGACCGGGGUUUCACUCCUACCUAGAAUGACCAUGGGCGGUCAAAAUGGUCGCCCAUGGUCAACCUCCUGUCCUUAGACAGGAGGUUGUGUUGAACAACUCCCUAAAACAACUCCCUAAAACCUUUAACAGGGAGGGAAAGGAAGAAACCUCUGGGAGAGCAACAGAGGAGGGAUCUCUCUCCCAAAACGGACAAUGUGCAUGGACGUUUUGGCGUCAAAGCGUGGUUUUAGGUAGAUCUUAUAACUUUUUUUGUGCAAUUGAUCUAAAACUAAUUUUAAAUGCAAAUUUAUGCAAUUUUAGGAGAAUUCGGGGAGUGGCAGGUCUAUCUUUUUCUCUCUUUUUUUCCACCAAGUUAUUAAACUUUGAAAAUCCAAAACCGUCAUAAUGACCAUCUUGGAACGACCAAGACGGUCAUGAAAAAAGUUAAGAUCUACCUAAAACGACCACGAGCGGUAGUAAUUUGCACGUGGUCAUGCGCGUCAUGUCACUAUGGCGUGUUCUGGUCGCAUCCUUCGCGAAGUUCAUCGUCCUAGAAACACACUAGCGUCCUCCAGUGGAGAGUAAUAGUCUAAACUUGAUUUGUGAUUAUUGCCAGCAUGUCUGGGUACAGACGCACCAUGACUACCACCGAGGCUUUGCAGUAUUGACAGGCGUUGGACAGUGGCCAUUUUAAAUUGUUUGAAAAAUAGUAUUAAAGUUGUUAAAAACUUAAUUUUGGUGUCAGUUAGUUUCAUAACAGACAUACUAACAUAUGUAGUGCAUUAAUAUCUCAACUGGUAUUUAUUUUGACAGAAUAUGGAGUUUAAAAACUGUGGCGGUCAUUUUGACUGCCCAUGGUCGUUUUGGGUAGGAGUGAAACCCCAGUCGUUCGUCCAUCUACAUCCUGGUCUUGGUGUCAUCCUCUUACUGUUCAUUUUUUCAUGGCGUAUUAACUGCAUUCCCAUGUGUAAUUGCAUUUGAGAUAAUACAUUUAUACUGUGUGAUCUUCAUUAAAAUGUCAUGGCAAGAUGUCAG
Molecule: messenger RNA, 2462 nt
Organism: Lampris incognitus (smalleye Pacific opah)
Lineage: Eukaryota; Metazoa; Chordata; Actinopteri; Lampriformes; Lampridae
Gene: wdr77
Product: WD repeat domain 77
Exons: 10
Coding region: 308-1315 (335 amino acids)
Biological process (GO): oocyte axis specification
Cellular component (GO): methylosome
Molecular function (GO): protein binding
Source: RefSeq, a predicted model, not a curated record